AUCACAUUAAAAGUAAACGAUUACUCUUUCCAUCCGAUUGACGUAAAGAUAUGGUCGGCUGGUGAACAGCUAGACAAAUUUAGUGUUGUGACGUUGACGAUGCGUGGACGUUGGAAACUCUUUACCUUUUAUAAAUUAAUUUUACUUUAAUACCUACCCCCUAAAAUGUUUUACUAUUAGAGUAAAUGAGUCGGAAUUCACUUGAAUCUUGGUCCUUUUUAUUCAUAUUAGGUGGUGAUUUCUAGACCGGAGGCGGAACUAUAAUAUCGAAUGUUGUGAUUACUCUCUAUAAGAUUGAUACAAUGCACAUUACUUUUUGCGUUAUAAUCCUCUUUCAAAUUAUCCUGUUAAAUUUUCACGUUCUGGCAGCCCCUAAAACUGCAAGAACACCAAGACCACCAAAAAAAUCCCCGGCCAAAAUCAAGGAGAGGUUGCUCAAGUUCAACAUCAUCCCUGAUAUUAUACCCUCUGUUGGUUGUCCUAGACAUGAAAUCCAGGUAGUUUGGCCCAAAGCAAGAGCUGAACUAGGGAAUCCUAUUCCAUCCGUAUACACAAUGACACAGCCUGAAGUUUCUUGGCCUGCAAGGCAAGGGCAAUACUACACUUUACUUAUGGUUGAUCCAGACAGAGAUAAAGGUACCAAAUUUAAGGAUCAUGAAUUCCAAUGUUGGUUGAUUGGCAAUAUCCCUGGCGGCAAUGUAUCAGCUGGAAAAAAAUUAACUGACUACAUUCCUCCUAUCAAGCCUAAAUCUUUAGAUCAUCAUCGUUUCGUAUUUUUCAUUUUUAAACAUGCGAAUAAGACAACUUUAACAUACGACGAGCCACGAUUGAUUUCAGAGUAAGUAGAGCGGAAAAAAAAACUUCCUGUCAUUUUUGACUGAUAAUUCUAAUUUUAGAACUUGGUCUUUUGCAUACAAGAGACACAGCCAAUUGAAUCCUCUUUUUACGGAAAAAUUCGCUCGAAAGUCACGCUGGGUACAUCAAAAAAAUCUGAAGUCCGCUCUUUAGUGCGCAAUCUGCGUAAUUUGUAACACGCGUUUUCAAAUUUCCCGCGUCCGGGAGCAGUUUUUCUCAGUCGGCGUCGACUAGGUUUGCACAGGCAGGAGUCAAAAAGGAGUAAACAUACGAUUUCUUUAACUUUAUCUAGUGUAUGUAUGACUUCAUUACGAGGGUAUGUAUCCUUUUCCUCCCUUUAGUUUG
Molecule: messenger RNA, 1200 nt
Organism: Bemisia tabaci
Lineage: Eukaryota; Metazoa; Arthropoda; Insecta; Hemiptera; Aleyrodidae
Source: RefSeq, a predicted model, not a curated record